Laetiporus sulphureus 93-53 is the source of this 697-nucleotide messenger RNA. RefSeq lists its product as uncharacterized. Gene Ontology annotation, biological process: mitochondrial translational initiation; translation. Gene Ontology annotation, molecular function: structural constituent of ribosome. NCBI's taxonomy places the organism in Eukaryota, Fungi, Basidiomycota, Agaricomycetes, Polyporales, Laetiporaceae. Bases 76 to 636 code for a protein of 186 amino acids. The record is from RefSeq and is a predicted model, not a curated record. Gene Ontology annotation, cellular component: ribosome; mitochondrial small ribosomal subunit. The transcript has 3 exons.
GGCUUGAGCAGGGAUGACCGGGGUCCGCUGUCGUGGCCCGCGCGAGAGCCACCGACUGCGUCCAACCGCUCAACUAUGUUCGCGUUACGGCGGUGCGCAUCAACUGCUAUCAAGUCGACUUGGAGUGUCUCAGCCUCUGUACCGCGUCUGGCUGCUGGCAUCCGCUUUUACUCCGACGAGACAAGCACUCCAGAUAGUAGCGCCGCUGCGCAGUCGAUCCGGUUGAAACCCUUGGGCGAUAUUCAUUCGAGCUCUACCCCACAAAGUAACAGCGCACAGGUAUGGGGGUUCCUGGUGCAGACGGGGAAAAACAUAACGAAUGGGGCUGGCGACAACGCGGAAGAAAAGUGGAAGAAACGGGAAGCAAGCGUCGUGCAAAAUCUCCAGAAGCCUGAUAAUCCCUAUACCGGUCGCAGCGUUGCGGUACACAACCAUGAAGUUGGCGCUGCGUUUACCGCCUUGAGGAGGAUUAUGUCUGCAAAUGCGGUUGCCAGGGAACUCAGACUGGUGCAGAGACACGAGAAGAAAGGUGUCAAACGUAGACGUCUCAAAAGUGAGCGCUGGAGAAGACGAUUUGCCCAUGAGGUGAGGAAGAAGGUGAAAUUGGUAAACGAGAUCCGUGCUCGUGGAUCAUGAAAAUAUCCUACUUUGCAUUGCUCUUGUUUUCUUCACUGUCUGCAAUGUGCAUGCCGUCAAC